AUGGAUUCCACCAGCACAGGGUCCUCGACCCCUCCGACUGGCGCCAUUCGCACGCGCAACAAAACCCCCGGGUCAAUCGCGAAGCGCGCAUGCGACCAAUGCAAGUUCCGCAAGAUAAAGUGUAGCUUGUCGCAACCCUGCAAAGCCUGUCAGUCGAUGGGCUUUGACUGCACAUUUCUUCAGCCACAGAAAAAGCGCGGGCCAACCGGACAUCGCGUGUCGCAAAUUCGACAGCAGCAAACGCAUAUCACGCCCAGAGAUCCUCAGGAGUCACCAAUUGCUAAACAGGACGCCUUCCAAUACCAUCCUCAUGUGCCCACCUCAUCCGUCGAUACGGGCCAGCCCGUAUCGCUGCCGGGGUCCUCCUGGACGCCCGCCCAUGGUGGGGUGACUAUGCCCAUGAAUGGCGCAGCUGGCCUGGCACCAUCGGGGCCACCCACGGGGGUCGUAGACGCCUGGGGUGCCGACACGACCUCUCUAGACUCACACUCAGGCGGCGUUGUUGGGUGGAACGACCGCCCGGAUGUCGAAUACUGGCUACCUGAUAACCUAGGCGCACAGGUGCCGAUAUUCGAAUUCCCCGGAAGUAAUAUUUACCUCAAGCCCUCCCUGCCAUCCAUCAUCCAACCUGUGCCGGACGUCGCGGCGAUGAACAUGCCUUCCCAGGAGCCCCAGGGCAUGCGCUUUUCCCCGGCAGUGGCGUCAAUGCAAUCGUCAGAGAGCCAGGACACCGAGGAAUUCUGGCCCAAUUCGAUUAAUGAAGCCAAUAUGAUCCCAUGGAUUGAUGUCUACUUUGACCGACUGCAUCCGACCGUUCCAGUGCUGAGUCGUUCCUCGCUAUUCACCCGGAUGAUGUCCCAGGAGCAUCGCAGAAAUCCACAUUUUGGAUCGAUGCUGCUAUCACUGUGUGCAUUUUCGUUGACUCAACCAAUUGAGAUCAAUGAACACGCAACAACGUCGUCUCGUGCCACUCAGGCCCGAUCGAUGAUGCACGAGGCCACAAAAAUGCGGAGCUGUUCGGACUUUGGUGAACACCCCACCAUCGAGGCUGUCUUGACCAGCUUCUUCCUAUUUGGAUGUUUAUUUGGAAGCAAUCAGCAUAAUGCGGCGUGGCUUCGUCUACGAGAAGCGUUGGAUCUUGCGUCGACACUCGGUUUGAAUGAUCCGGAGUCUUAUCACAACCUUCCCGGAGAAGAGAAAGGCCAGCGAUUAAGGACCUAUUUGGUUUUAUCUAUCACAGAAAGAGCAUAUGCUCUUCAGCGCCUGCACCCAGUCACGUUUUCUGGCAAGCCCGGAUUCAGCAUGCGCUCUGUUCAUGAUUUCCUACAUAAUGCAGCCCAUAGCCUCGUCUCUGGAAUCAUCGUGCACAAUGAGAAGGACGCGGAGGGUAUGAUGGGACUAGCGCGACUGAUGGAAUCCUUCGACGCCAUCGACGAGGAUUUCAUUCAUUGCUGGAAUCGACGAUGCGAUAUUCGCAACGGCUUCUGCCAGCGGUUCACCGAGACAAAGGCGCUAUCGAUGUUUGAUACCCUGGCUCGGAUCGGCCAAUCGGAGCGGUACCGGGGCUAUGACUGGUUCGACCGAGCUAAGGGAGAUGCAAAUGACAGCAACGCUCUGUUGGCCAUGGGGCUCCGAGAAACACAGGCAGCGGACGUAUUUCUUGCACAGAAGUGGGUUCAGAACCGAGUCUGGCUGCUAUGCUUGAAUCAUGGUCUCCUGCGGACCCAGGCCGAGCGACUUGAGAUGACAUUCGGCUACGCUGUUUCGAUCGCCGAAUCGACAUUAGAACUAUGUCGAUCCUUGCGAUUAAGCUCAAUGGAAGCCCAUGGAAUAGGAUUUACUGAAAAGUUGUAUGAUAUCGCCGUCGGCGCAACAGAUAUUCUCUGUAACAUCAGCCCACCAUUCGGGACCGGAAUGACCCCCUUGGGAAGUUUUUCCGAAUCAAUGUCUACAACCUCCACCCCACAGAGUCUAGCAGAUGACUUUAUGCUACUGUUCAGCAGUUUUCGAGGUGGAAAUCAUCCGUUUCUGGAGAAGUACAAGGCCCAUUUGCGCUCCCUUCAGAUACCUGGGAACUGGUCCUAG
Messenger RNA from Penicillium macrosclerotiorum, 2085 nucleotides. Its product is annotated as CeGAL family transcription factor. NCBI's taxonomy places the organism in Eukaryota, Fungi, Ascomycota, Eurotiomycetes, Eurotiales, Aspergillaceae. The record is from RefSeq and is a predicted model, not a curated record. Gene Ontology annotation, molecular function: DNA-binding transcription factor activity, RNA polymerase II-specific; zinc ion binding; DNA binding. Gene Ontology annotation, biological process: regulation of DNA-templated transcription; DNA-templated transcription. The transcript has 5 exons. Bases 1 to 2085 code for a protein of 694 amino acids.